Cynoglossus semilaevis (tongue sole) is the source of this 4028-nucleotide messenger RNA. RefSeq names its product rhophilin, Rho GTPase binding protein 2 (gene rhpn2). The coding region runs from base 148 to 2211 and encodes 687 amino acids. The record is from RefSeq and is a predicted model, not a curated record. Gene Ontology annotation, biological process: signal transduction; negative regulation of stress fiber assembly. NCBI's taxonomy places the organism in Eukaryota, Metazoa, Chordata, Actinopteri, Pleuronectiformes, Cynoglossidae. Gene Ontology annotation, molecular function: protein binding. The transcript has 15 exons.
CGUGUAUUCGCGCAGUCAUAGCAGACACACACUGACACUGUCAGUGAGAACAGUCACCUGUGGAGCCGAGGAGGUCUGCUUUAUAUUCGGGGUUUUUUUUAGUUCGCCACAGCUGUUUGACGUCUGAGUUUGACCCGAAUCUUCAGAAUGACGGACACACUUUUACCAAACGGCAUUAAGGACGGCGGGGGAGACAGCAGCUACUUCAGAAAGGGCUGUAACCCGUUUGCCCAGACUGGAAGGAGCAAACUGCAGAACAAACGUGCAGGCCUGAACCAGCAGAUCAUCAAAGAGAUGAGGAUGAGGGCCGGAGCCGAGAACCUGCUGAAAGCCUCAUCCAACAACAAGGUUAAAGAAAUGGUUAUGUUGGAGUUGAGCUACGUGAACGCCAACCUACAGCUACUGACGGGACAGCUGGAAGCACUGAACAGCUCGGUGGAUGUUUACCAGAACACCCACGAAACUGCCAACAUUCCACUCAUUGCUCUGGGUUUGAAGGAAACAAAAGAAGUCGACUUCUCCACCCCUUUUAAGGACUUCAUCUUGGAGCACUACAGUGAAGAUGGCAACAGUUAUGAGGAUGAGAUUGCUGACAUGAUGGACCUGAGACAGGCUUGUCGAACGCCAAGUCGAAAUGAGGAAGGAGUGGAGCUCUUGGCGAAAUACUUCAGUCAUCUUCCUCUGAUAGAAAGCAGAUUCUUCUCUCCGAAUCAUCAGCCUGGGAUCUUCUUCACCUGGUAUGACUCAUUCACUGGAGUACCAGUGUGCCAACAGAACCUGUCACUGGAGAAGGCCAGCAUCCUCUUCAACAUGGCUGCUCUGUACUCUCAAGUCGGUACUCGUAGUAACAGACAGACCAUAGGGGGCCUGGAAGAAGCCAUUUCCUCCUUCCAGAAAGCUGCAGGCAUCCUGAACCACCUGAAGGAGACAUUCACUCACACCCCCAGCUACGACAUGAGUCCAGCCAUGGUCAGUAUGCUGAUCAGGAUGAUGCUGGCUCAGGCUCAGGAGUGUCUGUUUGAGAAGACUGCUCUGCCAGGGAUCCGCAACCAGUUCCAGUCUCUGAUGAAAGUGGCUCAAGAGGCUUCAAAAGUCUCAGAAACCUAUGACCAAGUCCAUCAGUCCAUGAUCCAGACACCAAUCAAAGACAAUGUGCCCUUGUUCUGGUCAACAAUGGCUCAAGUCAAAACCAACCACUAUCGCUCGAUGGCACACUACUUUGUCGCCUCAGCUCUUCUGGACCACCAGUUGAGUCCCAAUGAUGACGAAGACCAGCAGGAAAAGACUCUGUCACAGGUCUAUGAUUGCCUUCCAGAGGGACAGUCCCCUCUGGACAUCCUAAAGAGGAGAGAAGAGAGAAGCCGACUCGGUAAAGCGCACAUCCGACGGGCCAUCCUGGGUCAUGAAGAGGCUCUAAGGAUUUAUAGUCUGUGCCACCACCUGAACAAGCUGGAGAUCCUGGAGGACAUUUUAAAAGCCAGUCACCAGCGCUCACUCAACAAGUCCAGCGAAAACGAAAACGAGGAUGAAUUCACUGAUUACAUCGAGGCGCCCGACAUCAUCCCUAAGACAGAGCACAAAGCUGAGAUGGCGGUGCCUGCAACCACAAAGGUGAAAGUCAGCGACUUUUUCCAGAGGCUGGGGCCCUUGUCAUUCUUUAACGCCAAGCAGCGGUGGACAGCCCCACGGAUCAUCACACUCCGUCCUGAAGACAGAGACCACGGUUUUACCCUCAAAGGAGAGUCACCAGUCCAGGUGGUGUCUCUGGACCCCCUCUGCCCAGCUGCUGCCGAGGGACUAAAAGAGGGAGACUUCAUUAUUACUGUCGGUGACACAGACUGCAAGUGGUUUACUGUGAGUGAGGUGAUGCGGUUGCUGAAGGACGUGGAUGAAGAAAUGAUCGAUAUACAGGUUGUCAGCAUGAUGGAGAGCAACCCUCAGAUGCCCACCAAGAGCGCCACCUUCUGCGGAAACAUACCCAAGACCUACUCAAUGAUUUGCUUGGCUUAUGACGAUGAAGACAAGAACGCCAAGUCUCGCAAAGUCACCAAGAAGUCAUCCUUUCUAAGUUGGGGUCUGAAGAACAAACUGAAGAGUGCCAGCACCCUGAGCCUUCCUACGUCGGACCACUCCAACAGCCAACCCUGGAACAAACCCUGCCCCACCUUCCCCAGCUCCAGCUCCUACAACAACGACAGUUCUUUGUACUGAACUGUGGCCACAGACUCUGUACUGUCCGCGGCGUUGUUGAGUUCUGCUCACGGAGCCUCAGUGAAGUACUGUGCUGUAGCCAAACUGGAGCUGCUGUGGUACACGGUCGGUGCCUGGUGGUGCUCCCACCCGUGUACCGAGCGGCAGAGUGAAUAGGUUUUUAUGUGACAGUGUCACGUGACCGCCGGAUGGUUCCAAAGUUACUGUAAACAGUACAGGUGCAUACGUUAGCACACAUGUUAGCUCUUCCAGCUAAGUCCUGUGUCUGAGCUAAACUUGACUUUCUGAACCAGGCGUGUUGUGUCCCAGCCCAGUCUGUGUACAGCACAGUAUGAUUUUAUCAUGAAAACAAACAACAUUCCAGGCUGCAGUUGAACAGAGUGUGGCACUUAGAUUUCUAAGUUAAACUCUCAUCUCAAAAAAAAAAAAAAAAUAUGAAUUGAAGGACCAAAAAUGAAAAUUCAGCACAGCUAUCGUCACUUUAAACUGCUGGAUGUGCUGAUGUAGCUGUGCACUGUGUAGUUAUAGGCCUGUGUGUAUCCUGAUUUAUGUUUCAUACUGUACGCGCCAUAGAUUUGUUGCAGUCGGUGGCUCUGUUGUUGGGAUUGAAGUACUAGAUAUUAGAUAUUGCCCAUUUUGCCGUACUUUUGACAAUGAUUGAGGGAAGAAUAUAUAUUUUGUCCACGUGUCUUUUGAUUCUUUUUAAAUGCAACGUCCUAUAAGCAGCUCUCUUUCUUUUUUUUUUACUUGUGAUACAACCUUUCAGGAUUGUUGUUUCUUUUGUUACAAUGUUAUUGUAAACCUUGGUAUUUUAGAUUGCUCAACAGACCAGUUGUGGCACAAAGGAACACGACUCCAUGACCCUGUUCAGUUUGUAAAACUAAUCCUCACUUAUCCUAACAUCGUUUGGCCCCGCUGGCAGUUUGUCUGUUCAUGAGAAGAGCAGCAUGACUAGCAUGAAUGCUAAUGUGAAUCUAACGUGCAGUACGUACGGUCGUUUUAACGUUUUAACUACAGAAGGGAAGAAUGAAAAAUGAUCAUAAUGAUGUUUUUCUUCAUCGUCUUGUCGUUCAGCAGUGACUUUGAUGAAAGUCAGUUUUCUUCUCCCCUGAUUUCACUACAUUCUUAAUACAUCCAGCAUUCAAAACUGACACUUUGAAGUGUUGGACAACUGUUUAUCUACAAAGUAGAUUUUUUAUUCACAUUUGAUAAUCAAAUUAUUUAUGUAAAUAAAAAAAAUCACAUAAAUAUAUAUAUAUAAAUGUAUUUACAUUCAAGUUGUAGGUGUCAAGAAGUAGUUUAUAAAUGGUCAGUUUGUGAAAGUUUGCACGUAAGGAUGUUGUUUCUUUGGAAUGUAUUUUAACCUUGAACUUCUGUUCUGAUACAAUGUGUCUUUGUCAAGAUCUUUUAUUUUUUAUCAUUUUAACAGUGACACUAAGGAGGCGCGACACUCCUUCCUUCCUCGUCUCUCUUUGCCCUGUGUUCUCUAUCAAGUGCCAGUUACACUAAAUUGUAAAGGAAAGUUUUGAGCAAAAAACAUGUGCAGUUGUAUCAGUACGUGCCAACUGAACGUGCCGACAGAAGCUGGCCAGAUCAAGUACAUUUUUACAUGAAGUUCAUAGUGUGUGUUGGUUCCUGAGGCCUCGUUGUACAGUUCCUCCCCGGGACAUUGAUACUUGUUUCAUCCGGGGCUUAAGAUGUGUAUAAUAUUUGGCCUCUCAUUCCCAAACUGCCCUCCGUGCUGUAAGAUGACUGUGGUGAAAGUGCUUUGUGUCGUACGUGUAAAGUCCAAUUGUCAAUAAAACUGGGGAAAAUCA